AUGGCAAAGGCCGCUAUCCGAAACGCUAGCUGGCGUUCCACAGGCUUACCAACUGGGGUAUUUCAGGCGGUUCGGGCUCUCAAACUUCCUCGCGGAAGAAAUCCAGAGUGUAGCAAUUAUAACCCUGUCGCCCGUCUUCAAGAAACACUUUUGUUCCCUACUCUUCGGAAGCUUGGCAUCGUAUUCUAUGCGUACAGCUCGCUGGCCGGGUGCUUCUUGACAAAGACAGCUGCAGAUAUCAAACAAGGAAAAGGUCGCCUUAACAACCAAGUGAUAGAUGUGCUGUGCAAGGAACCGUAUGCCAAGCCAACAUACGUUGACGCACUGGAAAAAUGGGAGGCCGCCGCGGCAGCUGAGGGUGUCACCCAGGCCGUGCUUGCGAACCAAUGGGUUGUCUUCAAUCCACUUCUGAAGAAGGAGAGGGGGGACGGCAUCGUCAUCGGAGUAAGCAAUAAUGAGCAACUUGAACAAACCCUUGCCCACCUCAAGAAGGGCCACUUGAGAGACCAGGCGAUGAAAGCAAUCGAUGAUAUUUGGGAGGCAAUCAAACACGAAGCACCUUAUGACAACACCCACAGGAUGCUUCCUUGA
This is a messenger RNA of Exophiala aquamarina CBS 119918, 591 nucleotides long. RefSeq lists its product as uncharacterized. NCBI's taxonomy places the organism in Eukaryota, Fungi, Ascomycota, Eurotiomycetes, Chaetothyriales, Herpotrichiellaceae. Bases 1 to 591 code for a protein of 196 amino acids. Gene Ontology annotation, cellular component: cytosol. The record is from RefSeq and is a predicted model, not a curated record. The transcript has 2 exons.